AAUCCAUAUUGAUUUUUGUUGCGAGAAAAAGUAAAAGAAAAAGAAAAACUAGCUAUGGCUGAAGUUUUGGGGAAGGCAAAUCUGUUCCCGACUGGUCUCUAUAGUCAGAAGAGGAAUUUAGAAGGUGGAGCUUGUUUGGUUCCUAAGAAAAUUUCUGGAUUUUGUUUGAAAAAGAACACUUUUUUUUCUUUGAAGGUGAAAUCUCUCGCUUCGAGUAGUGAUUUUAAUGGUCAAAGAGUGGGUUUUUUGGAGAAGAAAAAUAUGAACAAGAGAAGGUUUUCUCAAGUUCCCAUCAAAGCACAGAUGAAAACUGGACUUAUUAGUCGAGGUCAAAAAUGGUGGGAGAAAGGACUUCAACCAAAUAUGAAAGAAGUUACAUCUGCACAAGAAUUGGUCGAUUCUCUUUUGAAUGCCGGUGAUAAGCUUGUUGUGGUUGAUUUCUUCUCCCCUGGUUGUGGUGGUUGCAAGGCUCUUCAUCCCAAGAUUUGCCAAUUUGCAGAGAUGAAUCCAGAUGUGCAGUUCCUUCAGGUGAAUUACGAGGAGCAUAAGUCGAUGUGCUAUAGUCUUAAUGUUCAUGUGUUGCCUUUCUUCCGGUUCUAUCGAGGCGCUCAGGGGCGUGUAUGCAGCUUUAGCUGUACUAAUGCCACGAUCAAAAAAUUCAAAGAUGCAUUAGCCAAACACACACCAGACCGAUGCAGCCUUGGGCCGACAAAAGGGCUCGAGGAGAAGGAGCUUAUGGCAUUAUCUGCAAACAAAGACCUUCCCUUCCACUACACACCGAAACCAGUUAAACCAACUCCUGCUCCCAUGCAUGAAGAGACUCUUGUAUCAAAACAAGAUCCAUCUCAUUCAAAGCGAAGGGACAGCGAGGAAAAAAGCUUGAUUGGUGCUGGGAGACGAUGAAGUAUUCGAUUUCCUGCCACCCCAACAGUACUUAUUACAAAGUACUAUUCACUGGUUCAUGUUAGAAGUGAAGAAGAGGUGUAUCUUGUCUCCCAUGGAGUUGCAGGAAUAUUUGGAUUUAUUUUUUUGUAUCCUAGCCCUGCUUGAUUCAACGGUUGGUGUGAGCUGACCAAAUCUAGUGUAUAUUUUUUGAGGAGGUAUUUUAGUUUUCAAGGGAAAACCCCCUUUGUGAAUGUAAAAAUGUUGUGGUUA
Hibiscus syriacus is the source of this 1155-nucleotide messenger RNA. Its product is annotated as thioredoxin-like 1-1, chloroplastic. Gene Ontology annotation, biological process: cell redox homeostasis. Bases 55 to 903 code for a protein of 282 amino acids. NCBI's taxonomy places the organism in Eukaryota, Viridiplantae, Streptophyta, Magnoliopsida, Malvales, Malvaceae. The record is from RefSeq and is a predicted model, not a curated record. The transcript is spliced from 5 exons.